AUGGGAGACAAAUCGAGCGUCCCAGCUCGGACGCCGGCGAAGACGCCCUCGAUGCUCAAAAAGAGUAGCAGUGGUAGCAAUAGCGGCUCCCUUCCCUCGUCGGCCGGAAAGCAGCAGAGCAUCUUGGGGUUCUUCUCCAAGACGGCCACGCAGGCGAGUGCCAAAGGAGCUACCCCGUCCUCCAGAUCCGCCUCGUCUGCUGCUGCCUCGAGGGGAGCCAAGACCUUGUCGUCUCCGUGUCUGCAGGAGACAACCUCGAAAUCCAACGCCCUGUCCUUCGCAAAGCGACCCUCCACGAUCACACCCGUCCCUAGUAGCGAUGCGGCAGAGCCCCUCAGCUCUCAGGAGAACAAAGACGUCAUCCAGGUCGACAUCAAGGUGCCCAGCGAUUCUCUUCCAUCUCCUAGCUCCUCGCCCGUGGCACCUCUACAGGCCAGGAAGGCGAUCAACUACGCCGAAUCCUCCGAAGACGAAGACGUGAUCAUGCCGCGUAAGGCGCGUCAGGCACGCACAAAGGCCCGUGCACGUGCCCCAGUGCUUGAUGAGGACGAUGAGGACGAGUAUGAUGGUGGGAAUGACGAGAUUAUCGAGGACGAUGAUGCAACAGACGAUAUGGCCGAUUUUGUCGUAUCCGACGACUCCGAUGCUCCUGCCCGAGCCAAGAAGCGGAAGCGGCCCUCUACCGCUGCCACGUCCGCCCCUAGAAAGCGACAUACCGCAUCAAGCCCGCCCGUCUCUACCCAUAAAGUAGACCCAGACGAGGACGAAGACAUGUCGGACGGUCUCCCGGCCACUUCCACAGCUCAACAGUGGCGCUUUGACCCGGACAACAUCGAGCCGCGGGCUGAACGUCCCAGAGCUCUGACCUCGAAAGCCAAGACAACCUCUGCGAAGACGAAGGAGAGGGCCUGCGACAAGGAGCCAGAACAUCGGCAUCGCUGGCUGGCACAGCCCGUCGACGCCAAUCAAAACCCUCCUGGUCAUCCAGACUACGAUCCCUCCACCAUCUGGGUACCCCCGCACCAGAAAUUUUCGGCCUUUGAACAGCAAUAUUGGGACAUCAAGAAAAACCUCUGGGACACAGUGGUCUUUUUCAAGAAGGGCAAAUUCUACGAGUUGUAUGAGAACGACGCUACAAUUGGCCACCAGCUCUUCGACCUGAAGCUGACGGACCGUGUCAACAUGCGCAUGGUCGGCGUGCCUGAGAGCUCCCUGGACAUGUGGGUCAACCAGUUCGUCGCCAAGGGGUACAAGGUUGCUCGUGUCGACCAGAUGGAAUCGGCACUCGGCAAGGAGAUGCGCGAGCGCGACGUAAAAGGCCCGAAGGUGAACGCCAAGGACAAAAUCAUCCGCCGGGAGCUGGCCUGCAUCCUCACAGGAGGCACCCUCGUGGACGGAAGCAUGCUGCAGGAUGACAUGGCUGUCUACUGUGCCGCCGUCAAGGAGUCCAUCCUUGAGGGCAAGCCUUCAUUCGGUAUCGCCUUCGUCGAUGCUGCCACUGGCCAAUUUUUCCUGUCCGAAUUCGAAGAUGAUGUCGAUCUCACAAAGUUCGAAACGUUCGUGGCCCAGAUCUCACCCCGAGAGUUGCUGCUGGAGAAGUCGCACAUCUCUCCCAAAGCCCUGCGCAUCCUCAAAAACAACACUGCUCCUACCACGAUCUGGAACAAUCUCAAGUCCAACAGUGAGUUCUGGGGGUCUGACCAGACCCGCCGAGAGCUUGACUGUAACGACUACUUUGCAUCAGAGGACGGCCAGGAGCAGGUAUGGCCCAAGGUUCUCCAGGAGGCAAGAGACAAGAACUUGUUGAUGUCAGCCCUUGGUGCUCUGACGCACUAUUUGCGAGUCCUGAAGUUGGAGAAGAGUCUGCUGUCACAACAGAACUUCAGUUGGUAUAGCCCCAUCCACAAAAAUGGCACUCUCAUCCUGGACGGGCAGACACUCAUCAAUCUGGAAAUCUUCUCCAACAAUGUCAACGGCAGUGCUGAGGGCACCCUAUUCCCGCUCCUCAACAGAUGCGUCACGCCAUUUGGCAAGAGGCUCUUCCGGCAGUGGGUCUGCCACCCUCUGUGCAACAUUACAAAGAUCAACCAGCGUUUGGAUGCUGUGGAUCUUCUGAACACAGACCGCAAGCUCCGUGAGCAGUUCGCGUCCGAGUUGACGAAAAUGCCUGAUCUUGAACGCCUCAUUUCUCGUAUUCACGCUGGUGCGUGUAAACCUGACGAGUUUGUCAAGGUUCUGGAUGGAUUCGAGCAAAUUGAAUAUACCAUGACGCUCAUGAAAUCCUUCGGAGAAGGCAAUACCUUGGUGGACAAACUCGUCUCCUCCAUGCCUAAUCUCUCUGAGCCGCUCGCCUUCUGGAACAGUGCUUUCGACAGGAGGAUGGCCCGCGAACAGAAGCUACUGAUCCCCGAACGGGGCAUCGAGGAGGCCUUUGACAACAGCGUCGACGAGAUCAAGCGUAUCAAGAAGGACCUCGAUGCCCUCCUCUCCGAGCAGAUGAACAAGCUGAAAUGCACGAAGCUCAAGUUCACAGAUGUGGGCAAGGAGGUCUACCAGGUUGAAGUCCCAAAGGCGGUCGAAGUACCCAAGACCUGGCGGCAGAUGUCUGCCACCGCACAGGUCAAGCGUUACUACUUUAGGCAACUCGAGGAGCUCGUGCGGGAACUGCAGGAGGCAGAGGAGACACACUCGCAAGUCGUCAAGGAUGUUGCGUCUAGCUUCUUCAGCCGCUUCGACGCGGACAAUGAGACGUGGCUACAGGCCAUCAAGGUCGUGUCCCAACUGGACUGCCUCGUCAGCUUGGCCAGGGCCUCUACAGCCCUGGGGCAGCCGAGCUGUCGUCCUGUCUUUGUGGACGAGGAGCGGACCGUUGUGGAGUUCGAGGAGCUGCGUCACCCAUGCAUGCUGAACAGUGUUGACGACUUCAUUCCCAAUGAUAUCAAGCUGGGUGGUAACGAGGCCAAGAUUAACUUGUUGACGGGCGCCAACGCCGCUGGCAAAUCGACCGUAUUGCGCAUGUCGUGUAUCGCGGUUAUCAUGGCCCAGAUCGGGUGCUACGUUCCUGCGGUCUCAGCCCGCCUGACUCCAGUGGAUCGCAUCAUGUCUCGCCUCGGUGCCAACGACAACAUCUUUGCAGCGCAGUCGACGUUCUUCGUCGAGCUGUCCGAGACGAAGAAGAUCCUGUCUGAGGCAACACCUCGGUCGCUGGUCAUCCUGGAUGAGCUCGGCCGCGGUACGUCCUCGUAUGACGGCGUGGCCGUCGCCCAGGCUGUGCUCCACCACAUCGCCUCCCACAUCGGCUGCGUGGGCUUCUUCGCGACGCACUACCACAGUCUGGCGACGGAGUUCGAGAACCACCCCGAAAUUGCGCCACGGCGCAUGCAAAUUCAUGUCGACGAUACCAACCGGCGGGUAACGUUCCUAUACAAGCUCGAGGAGGGCGUGGCCGAAGGGUCGUUUGGUAUGCACUGCGCUGCCAUGUGUGGCAUCUCAGGGAAGGUCAUCGAGAGUGCAGAGGCCGCGGCCAAGGCGUGGGAGCACACAUCGCGGCUGAAGGAGAGUCUCGAGCGGGCCAAGACGGGCUGCUAUAUCCCGCUCGGUGUGCUGAGCGAUGUCUCGUCGCUGCUAGCGGGCAGGCAGGACGAGGACGGGAGGAGUGAGGUCGACGAAAGGGGUGUGGAAGUGCUGUUGAGAGCUAUUGAAGCCCUGUGA
Messenger RNA from Cryphonectria parasitica EP155, 3711 nucleotides. RefSeq lists its product as uncharacterized. Gene Ontology annotation, biological process: mismatch repair. Gene Ontology annotation, molecular function: ATP-dependent DNA damage sensor activity; ATP binding; mismatched DNA binding. NCBI's taxonomy places the organism in Eukaryota, Fungi, Ascomycota, Sordariomycetes, Diaporthales, Cryphonectriaceae. The transcript has 4 exons. The record is from RefSeq and is a predicted model, not a curated record. Gene Ontology annotation, cellular component: MutSalpha complex; nucleus. The coding region runs from base 1 to 3711 and encodes 1236 amino acids.